UCUCUCGACUACCACACAAAAGUUGAGUCACAUCUUUUCACAUCGGCCGUUAUAAUACAGUAAGCCAUACUGUACGUUUUACAUUACAUCACUAUACAGUUGCCUUUGAAUUUGAGAAACACGUGGUAGUCAAGCAUCGCGGGAGAAAGCUAAAAUGGAGACUGCAAACUUGAAAUCUUUGAUGCACGACCCCGACUACUAUACGAAGUCUUUUCACGCAUACGCCAAGAGUUCAAAGAAGUUCGCUGUGUUGGAGAAAUGGGGGGAAAACGUCUUCCCAAAGUUGAUCGGUGAUAGGCUGGUAGACACCCUUCCUGCAGAUACCAAUAUUAAUAUGUUGGGGAUAGGCAGCGGUUCGGGUGAGAUGGAUAGUGCGAUGGCAGCAAGCCUGAAGGCUCGAUUCAAAUCCGUCCGAAACGUCGUAAUCGAACCCGCCGCCAAGCAGCUUGAGAAGUACCGCUCUCUCGUAAAGAGUAACAAGUCCGACUUCGAGGGCAUUGAGUUCGACCUGCGUCAACUCGGCAUCGACGAGUAUCGUUCCCAGGAGGGCGACAAGCCGAGGAAAUACCACUUCAUCAGCGCUAUCCAUUCCAUUUACUAUGCUGAGGAUCACAAGGACACCAUACGCUACCUCUACGAUUGUUUAGAGGAAGGCGGAAUUCUUCUUAUCAUUGUCGUUUCAGUUGCCGGUGGUUUCUGGCGCCUGUGGGAUCGCUUCACCCGAUUCCAGGAUAGCGUCAGCCGCUAUCUCUGCACCACACACCUCCGCGAUAGCCUCUCGUCUCUCGACAUCCCUUUCGACGAAUCCCGCCAGGCGUCAUGCGUCGACAUCACCAGCUGUUUCGAAGAGGGGUCCGAAGACGGGGAACUCAUCAUCGACUUCCUAAGCCACACUGUCGAUCUCCGUGGGUCCGCGUCGCCGGAGCUCUAUCAGGAGGUGGUUGAUUACAUGGGGUCCGACCAAUGCUCCGAGCGGAAAGAGGAUGGGACGAUUCUCUUCAACAACGACUGGGACGCUGUCAUAGUGCAAAAACCGCUCUCGAAAUCGUAAUUACAUUCCCAGUCAACUCAUGACGUCUUUAGGACGUUCGAGAAUCAUUAAUUCCCGUUGCACAAGAGGUGUCAUUAGGGACUUUUUUCGCACGAAGACAAUAGGUCUAUGCUACGAUCGACGUCCUUUUAAUGCAUUGCCUUGAAUGGACGUCACACGUAUUAG
This is a messenger RNA of Strongylocentrotus purpuratus (purple sea urchin), 1216 nucleotides long. RefSeq names its product histamine N-methyltransferase A. The record is from RefSeq and is a predicted model, not a curated record. NCBI's taxonomy places the organism in Eukaryota, Metazoa, Echinodermata, Echinoidea, Camarodonta, Strongylocentrotidae. Bases 155 to 1051 code for a protein of 298 amino acids. The transcript has 3 exons.